AUGGAGAGCUCAAGGUCCAGGUCGAGGUCAAGGUCGAAUGGCCGAAGGGGCCAUCGAGUGAUGCACGUACACUCAGAAGUCACAGGCGCCCUCAUUGGAAGAGGUGGAGAGAAGAUCAACGCACUCUGCAGAGAAACUGGCGCGAGAAUUGAAAUCUCUCGUGAUGAUGUUGGCCCAGAGAGGACGGUCACUAUUACUGGUUCGGAAGAUGCAGUCGACAAGGCUGCCCGAGCUAUUGAGGAGAUUCUUAGCAACGAUCGAAAAUCAUUGGCGCAUCAGCCGGAGCACGAGAAGGUUAUGUAUGUCUCUGGAAGCUUUAUUGGUAUGAUCAUAGGACGAGGAGGAGAGAGCAUCAAAGCAAUGUCACGGGAGAGUGGUGCAAAAAUCGAGGUGUCAAAGGAUGAUGUUGGCGACCGAGAUGCAGACCGGAGGGUCACUAUCCACGGUACGGCCGAGGCGGUGGAGAAGGCGAGCCAGAUGAUCCAAGACAUUGUGUCACGCUCUGAAGAGGAACAGAGCGAGAGGGGUUCGGUGAUCGAGCCGCCAGCUGGCUUUGAAGAUUGUGAGCACGAAGAUUGGCUCUACAAUGCAACGACUCAAGAGUUCUUCAGCAAGAAAACCGGUGCGCUGGCAUGGCUGAAUGCUGGCAUUUUUUGUCCUAUUCGUGAGGGCAUCAAUCACCAAGACGUGCAAGUCUUUUCUGGCACUGCAGUGAUCGGAAGUGAUCAAGGCCCUGCCCCAAAGACGGCAAUUAUCCCAGACCUCCAUCGAGUAGCCCUGGCUUUGAAGAUGCCCUUUGAUCACGUGGAUCAUCCCUCUGGGAUGGUGGCAGCCUUUGGUUCAACGGAGGCUGUGCCCGUAGAUCACGCCGCGCGGGGGUUCCAUGAAAAGCUCCUGAGAAGGAUUUCCUCAUGGCGCAGUGCUUGGUUGGACCAGGCCUGGUUUGGAGCGCUCACAGGUGCAAUUCUGGACCUGGUGAGCGGUAGCACUUCAGGCAGCUUGCCGGUAAUGGGGGCCGCCCUACUGCUAGGGCGGAAGGUCAUUGCCGUGUCGGCCCCGGGUGCGCACGUGUGCCUCAUGCUGGGCAGCGAGGGCUGCGAAGCGGUGACGCCGAUGGAAGCACAAGGCUCACUUUGCUGCUUCGCCAGCUUGCCGCCAAAGGGUGACAAGAAUUCUUCGGUCUAUGUCGCGGUGAUCGCCGACGGCAAGGGCCAACUUGAACCGAUUGAGGAUUCAAAGAUCUGCUCUGCUGUCGGCCCGUCUUUGCAUCAAAGACGCCCGAGGGCUGCUGCCUUGGCCCUGGCCCGUGUGGCCCGAAAGGCUGGUUCUACCGGACCCUUGGCUUCGGCCUGUGCUUGUUUGGGUUGGGAGGACUCACCAGGCAAGAAAUCGGAUCCGAAAAGGCCGAGAUCCGAGCAGCUGAACAAGGUGCGAGUUCGGCAAAUCCUGAUCCGCUUCUGGUCUGGUAAAGGUCCCCACCCGGUGAACCCGGUGAACAGAAAGCCAGUCACCCGGAGAGUUGACGAAGCAGAGAUGGAGAUGCUUGAGAUACUUGAACAGCUUAUAGCUGAGAAGUGCCAGAAUUUUGCCUCACUUUGCAAGUCUUCCUCAGAAUGUGGAUCCGCACUGCGGGGUGGUGCUGACAAUGGUGACCUGGGAUGGCUGGACCAAGCGAAGGUGGCCGCUCUAGCAAAGGCCAAAGGUCAGCCAGGUGGACCCAAGUCAGUUGUUCAGUCGAGUGUGCCAGUGGCUGUCGUCAAGGUUGCCUUCAGCUUGGAGAAGGGUGAGUUGAGUGACGUAGUUGUCUCCGAAAUUGGCGUGCACUUGGUCCAGCGAACCGGCUGA
This is a messenger RNA of Durusdinium trenchii, 1845 nucleotides long. Lineage: Eukaryota; Dinophyceae; Suessiales; Symbiodiniaceae. The record is from the annotation of a GenBank genome assembly.